AUGUCAACAAAUACAAUCAGUACAAACGUCCAAAGUAAGGACUUGAAUGGGUUAUCAUUAAUUGCAGCCCAUUCACAUAUAUCCGGCUUAGGUUUAGAUGAAAAUUUGAAACCAAAGGAAUCCUCCCAAGGUAUGGUUGGUCAAUUAAAGGCUAGAAAAGCAGCCGGUGUGAUUCAAAAAUUAAUUCAAGCAGGUAAGAUUGCAGGUCGUGCUGUAUUGGUAGCUGGUCCACCAUCAACCGGUAAGACUGCUAUUGCAAUGGGGUUAUCGCAAAGCUUGGGGUCAGAGGUUCCAUUCACUGCAAUCGCCGGUUCCGAAGUAUUCUCAUUAGAUUUAUCGAAAACCGAAUCUUUAACUCAAGCCUUUCGUAAAUCAAUUGGUAUUAAGAUUAAAGAAGAAACCGAGAUUAUUGAAGGUGAAGUUGUUGAAAUUCAAAUAGAUAGAUCAAUCACUGGUGGUCACAAACAAGGUAAACUUACAAUUAAAACCACCGACAUGGAAACUAUUUACGAACUUGGUAAUAAAAUGAUUGAAGGUUUAACUAAAGAAAAAGUUUUAGCCGGUGAUAUUAUUUCAAUUGAUAAAGCAUCAGGAAAAAUUAGUAAAUUAGGUAAAUCUUUCACUCGUGCUAGAGAUUAUGAUGCAAUGGGACCAGAUACUAAAUUUGUUCAAUGUCCAGAAGGUGAAUUACAAAAAAGAAAAGAAGUUGUCCACACGGUUUCUUUACAUGAAAUUGAUGUUAUAAAUUCUAGACAACAAGGUUUCUUGGCCCUAUUUUCCGGUGAUACUGGUGAAAUCAGAUCUGAAGUUCGUGAUCAGAUCAAUACAAAAGUUGCUGAAUGGAAAGAAGAAGGUAAAGCAGAAAUUGUUCCUGGUGUUUUAUUCAUUGAUGAAGUUCAUAUGUUAGAUAUUGAAUGUUUUUCAUUUAUAAAUAGAGCUUUAGAAGAUGAUUUUUCUCCAAUUGUUAUAAUGGCUACUAAUAGAGGUAUUUCUAAAACUAGGGGUACAAAUUAUAAAUCACCUCAUGGUUUACCAAUGGAUUUAUUGGAUAGAUCAAUUAUUAUUCAUACUUCUUCUUAUAACGCUGACGAAAUAAGAACUAUUUUAUCUAUUAGAGCCACCGAAGAAGAAGUUGAAUUAUCUAAUGACGCUUUAGCUUUAUUGACUAAAAUUGGACAAGAAACUAGUUUAAGAUAUGCUUCUAACUUAAUAGCAGUCUCCCAACAAAUAGCAUCUAAAAGAAGAAGUAAUACUGUUGAUUUGCCUGAUAUCAAAAGAGGUUAUAUGUUGUUCUUGGAUUCUGAAAGAUCUGUCCAAUACGUGGAAGAAUUUUCAAGUCAAUUUAUCGAUGAUAAUGGUAAUGUUACAUUAGGAGCUCCUGCAGGUGUUACCAAUGAUCCUAAAGGUUCAACUGCUUCAGUCUCAGAAAAUACUUCCGUCCCAGCACCUUCUAAUGAUGACAAGAUGGAGACUGAUUAG
Hyphopichia burtonii NRRL Y-1933 is the source of this 1479-nucleotide messenger RNA. It is a transcript of the gene RVB2, whose product is annotated as RuvB family ATP-dependent DNA helicase reptin. NCBI's taxonomy places the organism in Eukaryota, Fungi, Ascomycota, Pichiomycetes, Serinales, Debaryomycetaceae. The transcript has 2 exons. The coding region runs from base 1 to 1479 and encodes 492 amino acids. Gene Ontology annotation, molecular function: ATP binding; DNA helicase activity; ATP hydrolysis activity. Gene Ontology annotation, cellular component: R2TP complex; Ino80 complex; Swr1 complex. Gene Ontology annotation, biological process: chromatin remodeling; box C/D snoRNP assembly; regulation of transcription by RNA polymerase II. The record is from RefSeq and is a predicted model, not a curated record.